CAUUUGUCUUCACCACAACGAAAAUGUUGUCAAUCCCUGCUAAUUUUUAAAUUUUACUUUGUUUAUAACUAAUAAACAUACCUACUGCUGGUAAAAUUACCCAGUCAUAGUGUAAUGAUCAUUUCGUGGCCAUCUUUCUUAUAAUCAACACUACUUCAUCACUAUCAAAAUGUUCGACAACUACGUAUCUCUAUCAUGCGAGCGGUACGGCGACUUAAUGAAGAAAUACGACGUGUUCCAAGCAACGUGUGACGAUGCGACCAAGACACCUGUCACCGUGUACACUCCUCUGACAAAGAAUCAGUUGGAUGAGCUGUACCUGAUCAGGGAAGUCAGUAAGACACUGCAGAAGAAGAAGGAAGAGGAUAUGAAGAAGCAGGCUGCGCAAGCGGCAGCUGAACAGGAGAAGGCGGAAGAAGUCAAGCCUAAAGAAGAGAAAGCAGAAGAAAAGGCAGUAGAAGAAAGCAAGUAGAAUGCCUAAAUAGCCUGUUGUAGUUUAAUUUAUUUAUAAAAAUUUAGUUUGUAAGGA
Spodoptera frugiperda (fall armyworm) is the source of this 529-nucleotide messenger RNA. RefSeq lists its product as uncharacterized. NCBI's taxonomy places the organism in Eukaryota, Metazoa, Arthropoda, Insecta, Lepidoptera, Noctuidae. Bases 170 to 472 code for a protein of 100 amino acids. The transcript is spliced from 3 exons. The record is from RefSeq and is a predicted model, not a curated record.